GAUCUUCACUGCGCACCCCGACCACGGCGACGCCGGCUGUAGUGCUCGUACGGCCGAUCAGUUUCCUUCUCUCCUCGUAAAAGAUGGACAUCUUUUACCGGAGCUCGGAAGAUUUCCUGUCAGGCCGGCACGACACCUGUAUGCCUCAGAUCUGGACCGCACACCCCCCAACCCGCGAUCGAUAAUUAGCAUAGCCGUCGGAUACCUUCUGCCUCUUUCAUCUUUCUCAAUAAUCCAGUUGACACGGGAGACACAGUGGACCAACGAUUAAAGACAACGCCCCCAGCGCACGUUAGCAUCACCCCCUUCCCCUCCCGAAUCCGAAUCGCAUCGUCGCCACGUCGGUCUCGCUUUACCCCCAAAUUUUAGCCAAUAAAAUGACGCCGCGUCACACUCUCCAAUUAGCUAAAUUAUCAUUACUAUUACUAUUUUGGAUAAAUUUAAUUGAAAGCACUUGCAUCUCCGUAAAUACCCCUCGAGAACUCUUUAUUUUCCCAUUCUGUCCUCGCUUCUGCACCUUCAAAUCUGUCUUUCCCCCUCCUCACCCCACCACCACCCCUACGGAAGCUAGCUCUGGAACUGUACGGACAUGGACGGAGGAGGACAGUACAACCCUCGUACAGUGGAGGAGGUUUUUAGGGACUUCAAGGGACGUAGAGCCGGCAUGAUCAAAGCCCUCACCACUGAUGUUGAAGAAUUUUAUCAGCAGUGCGAUCCUGAGAAGGAGAAUCUUUGCCUUUAUGGAUUUCCUAAUGAACAGUGGGAAGUUAACUUACCUGCUGAAGAAGUGCCUCCAGAGCUCCCAGAACCUGCAUUGGGGAUCAACUUUGCCAGAGAUGGAAUGCAAGAAAAGGAUUGGCUGUCUCUAGUUGCUGUUCACAGUGACGCGUGGUUACUUGCAGUGGCAUUCUAUUUUGGUGCCAGAUUCGGAUUUGAUAAAACUGACCGGAAACGUCUCUUUACUAUGAUAAAUGAUCUGCCAACAAUAUUUGAGGUUGUGACUGGAACGACAAAGAAACAGACGAAGGAGAAGUCUUCAGUUUCAAACCAUAGCAGCAACAAAUCCAAGUCAGGCUCAAAGGGGCGAGGAUCCGAACUAGUCAAGUAUUCAAAGGGAAUGCAGGAAAAGGAUGAGGAUGAGGUAGUGGAUGAGGAAGAUGAAGAAGAGCAUGGGGAGACCUUGUGUGGGGCAUGUGGGGAGAACUAUGCUGCAGAUGAGUUCUGGAUAUGCUGUGACAUAUGUGAGAAGUGGUUCCAUGGAAAGUGCGUGAAGAUCACCCCUGCGAGGGCUGAGCACAUCAAGCAGUACAAGUGCCCCUCGUGCAGCAACAAGAGAGCGCGUCCUUGAGAUCACAGGGAGGUGGAUCAAUUCUCAUCCCUUGUAAUUCUCAUAUGUUGACUUAGCUAACUAUUUAGUUAGUCAGGUUUUUCUAUGUUCAGUUCCAUUUUAGCACAGCAUAUGUAUUCAGUACCUUGGUCUUGGAUCUUGUUAUUUGGACAUAUGAAAAUGUUUGUUAGUUUGCAGGUUCUGAACGUGUCUUCCUUUCACCGUGUAAGAAAUCGUUUUCCCUGUUAAAGUGCAGAAGACUCUGAUUUAUGACUCA
Messenger RNA from Carya illinoinensis, 1604 nucleotides. RefSeq names its product PHD finger protein ALFIN-LIKE 4-like. Gene Ontology annotation, molecular function: transcription coregulator activity; histone binding; transcription cis-regulatory region binding. Gene Ontology annotation, biological process: regulation of DNA-templated transcription. The transcript has 5 exons. The record is from RefSeq and is a predicted model, not a curated record. The coding region runs from base 590 to 1348 and encodes 252 amino acids. NCBI's taxonomy places the organism in Eukaryota, Viridiplantae, Streptophyta, Magnoliopsida, Fagales, Juglandaceae. Gene Ontology annotation, cellular component: nucleus.